Molecule: messenger RNA, 1002 nt
Organism: Fonsecaea multimorphosa CBS 102226
Lineage: Eukaryota; Fungi; Ascomycota; Eurotiomycetes; Chaetothyriales; Herpotrichiellaceae
Exons: 2
Coding region: 1-1002 (333 amino acids)
Source: RefSeq, a predicted model, not a curated record
AUGUCGAUGUCAACGUCAACAGCACCAUCAACUUCGACCUCAGCUUCCUCAAGCGCACAGACGGCGACGUCUCGACAGAGACAGCGAGAACCAAAGCGGUUCGCGCCGCUGAAUCCCAAUGCCGAGGAGGGUCAUGGUCUUCCAAAGCUAAAGGGCAUAAUUUUUGACAUGGACGGGACGCUAUGUCUUCCUCAGAACUACAUGUUCCGGGAAAUGCGUGAGGCGUUGGGAAUUCCCAGAUCCGUUGACAUACUGGACCACAUCCGUUCGCUCUCCAAUGAACCCGACAACCCCGCCGCCGCCAGCAGCAGUGACUUCGGUCCAGAACCAGGGCUAGGACAACAUCCUCACUCGACAAUCAACCCUUUCCAACUGCCCUCGGAAGAAAUGCUGUCCCCUUUCAGUGACAAAAUCCCCGAUCCGCCCCCUCUAUCACCGCAAGCUCGCGCCGUUGGCAAAAUCCAAGCCAUCGAGCGCAACGCCAUGUCCUCACAACGUCCGCAACCGGGACUGCAGGCGCUCAUGGACUACCUCACUCGGCGAGGCGUGAGAAAGGCCCUCUGCACGAGGAAUUUCCCUGCCCCCGUGCAUCAUUUGCUGAGUAACUACCUACCAGAAGAAAAGUUCGACCCCAUCAUCACUAGGGAGACCGAGGGCGUGGAACCCAAGCCGAGCCCAGAAGGGUUGUGGAUGAUCGCUCAGUCUUGGGGCUUGGAUAAGGAUAUUGAGACGGGCGAAGUUCAACAGUCUGUCCAGAAUGUGGGUGGUGAGCUUGACCCUCUGGAAUUGGCCAGGAGAUAUCUGGGUUCUGGCUUGAUCAUGGUCGGUGACAGUAUAGACGACAUGGCAGCGGGUUGGAGAGCUGGGGCGGCCACGGUACUGUUGGCCCAAGAUGAGAACCAGGAGUUAGUGAAGCACGAGUAUACAGGCCUGAGCAUCAGACGGCUUGAUGAACUGAUAGAUAUCCUAGAGAAUGGAUUCGCGGAGAGCGCAGAGACAUAG